AUCAACAGCAGACAUCAGGUCACAUCAAACAAGUCUCUAAAAAAUAACCUUCAGAGGAUAACUUUCAAGAUGUUCUGGAGAUUUCUCUGUGUGGUGGAGUCAUGGAGUUUUGACAUUCUAUCUAGGCUUACUGGGACUGGCUGGGACAAACUGGACAGUAGCAGAAAGAAAAAUGUGACACCUUGGAGGACACUGUGUAUGUACUGUACUUUCCUUUUCUCCUGGGUAAAGGGUCUACUUUUAAACCGCGUGCAAAGUGCUGGGAUAGAUAACAAUGAGCAACUGUUGAGGCAAUCCCGUUUUGGCUCUGUUAGUGCAUUACAAAGCCUUGUAAAAGAUGGCGCUGAUGUUAACGCAAAGGACAAGGUCAGUGAUCAGACAGCGUUGAUGUAUUCCACUGCAAAUGGUAACAGCGAUGUUACUAGCUAUCUGGUGGAGGCUGGAGCUGAUGUGAAUGCAAGGGACAACACUGGUCAGUCUGCAUUGAUGAUUGCUGCUCAGGUUGGCUACAGUGACAUUGCAAAAUGUCUGGUGGAGGCUGGAGCUGAUGUGAAUGCACAGGAUAUUUACAACAAGUCUGCACUGUGGCUGUCAGCAUGGUACGGUCAUAUCGACAUUGUCGGAUAUCUCAUAGAGGCAGGAGCGGAUGUUGACGUGGAAGCAAAGCGUGACGAUACCAGUACCAACGCUUUCGCAAUAGCGAUGGCGACAGAGUUCGGCCACAAGGAAACUGUCCUCGCACUCAUUAAGGCCGGAGCAAAUAUCAAUUUGUACUUCAAUGAGAGGACACUGCUGAGUAUUGCGGCUACCAAUGGACAUAAAGAUGUUUUUUUGGCUCUCCAUGAAGCUGGUGCAACAGAAAACAGGUACAAUUUCAUUUCAAUGUUAGAAGACUGUAUCAAAGAUGGACACCUAGAGAUCUCACAGCUCAUUGGAAAUCUAGUGGCUGAUGAUGAUGUGAUUAGAUCAGACAUUUUGAGAAUGUUUGAGAAAAUCCCCUAUCAAGAUGGCAUUUUGUGUAUUGAUAGUCUCCGAACACUGAUCUUGUUAUUUGACAAAUUGAACAUUCCAAUUUCAUUAAACAAAAGCAGCAUACCAUUUCAAGACACCAUCGACUAUGGCACUCACAGUGCUCUGUGCGAACGAGGCAAUCUUCUUACAAAUACCAGUACAUUGCCCGAAGAUCUUGCGAGUCUGCCAAAUGUGUCUGAACUGAUUACAUGUCCUGGCAUUGGGAAUAUAAACUGUCUUCCGAAUGGAACUGCAGAGGAAAUAUCAAAAUUCACCUACGAUGUCGUGCUUGCAAUGGUUGAAAAACUCAAUUCAGAUAUUGAUACUGAGCACAACCUGGGCAGCGCUGUCAUGGUCAAAUGUGGAAGUGCUGCGGAGGGUACGAAGACGGUACUGCCUGAUGAAUUCGACUACGACAUCACAUUCAAAACUGACAGGGAAACAGGACAAGUUGUCGAUUUCAGACACGAUAAUAGUGAUGACGGCUACAAGUUUUAUUCUCGCAGAAAAACAAACGAAGCCGUGAAAAUUGGGACCAAUUCUCAGACGAAAGGUAGCAAGAUAUUCCACAUUGAGUUUUUUGAUAGACUAAUAUCUGGUCAAGCUGUCGAGAACAUACAGAUAGAUUCUAUGGUAAAAGGUGGUGGCCAACCAAAUACUGCCAUCAAGAUCGUAUGGCAAGAACCCAACACAAACCAUAAGCUCCCAAUAUCUGUAGAUUUGGUCCCAGUUUUGCAAUUCGCUGGCGAAUGGCCGGAAUAUCUCAUUGAAAAAACUUGGUUGAUGGACAAAGAAAUGCUGAAAUCUAGGGGAUUUUGUCUGGUAGCUAAACCACCACAUGCCGACAGUGACCUUGGAAAGCGUAUGAGAGAAAAGGACCAGGAAUACGAGAGAACACAACUUUGGCGCAUCUCCUUUGCUCAUCUCGAGGCGGAGCACAUCGCAAAGGUACAACCUCGGAUCAGAGAUGCGUACGUUGCAGCCAAGUGUCUACGUAACCCCGACGUCUGCCGAAUCAUGUUUAGGGACAAGGAUGGCAUCCUGAAUAACGCUGACAAGUAUGUAUCAAGCUAUAUGCUGAAAACGGUCUUCCUUCACAAAGUUGAGGACUUCUUGGAAAAUGAAAAAAGUUUGAUCGAAAUGGUUGACAUUAUAUACACGGAGCUAGAGCGCUGCUUAGAAGACAAGGUUCUCCCAUUAUUCUGGCAACCAGGAGCUAACCACAUAGCAGGAAUGAAGGGUGACCCGAAGAAGGCAUUGCGUGUGGCGAAACUGAUGAGAGAGUUUGUCGGUCGAUUGAAAAUGAGGGAAAUGGACAGCGAUACAAAGGGAACAGAAUCGAACGGCAAGUUGACAGAGCAGUCCAGACAGGUGUCCGACACUGAUCCUUUGAAGUCCAAGGAAUGCGAGGAGGCACCAUCAGAGAACAAGCCCCUUUGUCAAUGCCUGCCAGCCCUGUGCCCCCUUGGUUACUAUGUUAUCAUGGAAAUCGAUGAUGCCACAGACAAGAACAGCCGGGAGAAGGAGGAUUGCAGUGACAGAUCAGAGGACAAAUCUAACCACCAGGGAAGGGGCAAGAUGACACCCUUUUAACCCCAUGGAUGUUAUUAGCCUAAUUAGAACAUAUAAAGUGUAUAAAAGAAUAACAUUUCACCAUGGUAAAAUGCUGGAGAAAUAUUUUUGAGAUGAGAGGUAUCACUUGGUCCUUAAUAGCGAAAUUGGCCUUUGAUCCGGUUUGAUAUUGGACAUCAAAGUUUCCAAACUGUCUCUGUGUCCCUCUGUGACAUAUAUUCUAGUUUUAUCACAAUCAUAUUAUGAAAAACUUGAAUUUAACCCAAUAGAGCCACCUAUUUUUUUGCACUUUCCAUCUGUAACCGCGUAUUUUUUGGAGGAUUUCACAAAUUCAGAUAUGAAAAAUAGAAUUUUUCAAUGAUCUUUAUAUAUUGAUGGAAUUCAAAUUAUAUGAAAGCUAAUUCUCUAAAGAAUUCAGAUGUGCCAAAUUUUUGGUGGGGGGGGUCAACUUUUGGUCACCUUUGACCUUGACCAGUGACCUGGACAUCGUUAUCAGAUUCCCCAUCAUCUAGAGGUCCUAAAUCAUCAUCACUCAUCGAAUUCGUGAAUAAUUUUAUCUGAUCAUCGUAAAUUCCUCACCAUCUCAGAGCCAAACUCACCCGAUUGCUAUAGAAAGAUGCAAAUUAAGCAAUCCGGGGAUUCCCCAUUGUGAUUUCCCCCUGUGAUUCCCCGACACCAAGAAUAGAAACCCACAUGUUUUAAUUAUUCCAUAUUUGGAUAGCCCAGUGUAAUGGCGCAAUAGCCGGGGAUUCCCAAGUGGGUUAUUCCAGCCUGUUUUAAAGGACAUUGUCGAUAAGGCAGUUCAGGAUGGCAAUUAUGGCUCUAUUGGGUUAAGCUAAUUCUAAUGAAAGGUCAUGAAGAUAUGGGCUGUUUUCCGUGCCCCCAAGAUGAAAUCAAAGACCAAGUGUAAUAAUCCUGUAAAACUUCGUCAAAUUGGAGCAAAAACCUACUUUUUUUGUUUUUCACUAACAUACAUUUAUUCUUUCCCGAUAUUAUGUGCAAGUGUUGCACCAAGUGCUCUGUCUAACUGAAUUUAACCAUUUUGGCUAAAAUGUUGCCUAGUAUUACCAUUUCUCAGGUCAAAAAACAUAUUGGAAUAGAUUUUUGCUCAAAUUGAUAAUUUCAUUAAUUAUUUUGCAUUCAUUUGUAAGUACAUAGUGUAAACACAGAGACAAACA
Molecule: messenger RNA, 3761 nt
Organism: Lineus longissimus
Lineage: Eukaryota; Metazoa; Nemertea; Pilidiophora; Heteronemertea; Lineidae
Exons: 1
Coding region: 70-2604 (844 amino acids)
Molecular function (GO): protein binding
Source: RefSeq, a predicted model, not a curated record